Lobosporangium transversale is the source of this 501-nucleotide messenger RNA. RefSeq lists its product as hypothetical. NCBI's taxonomy places the organism in Eukaryota, Fungi, Mortierellomycota, Mortierellomycetes, Mortierellales, Mortierellaceae. The transcript has a single exon. Bases 1 to 501 code for a protein of 166 amino acids. The record is from RefSeq and is a predicted model, not a curated record.
AUGCGUGUUCUGUCCUGUUCUUUUCUCCAUCUGAGCGCCUCAGACAGUGCCAGAGCUCCUUCAUUCCCAAUUGAGUUGUUCCAUAAGAUCAAAUUAGUCAAGGCCGUGUUUGUCUUGAGUGCCUCUGACAAUGCCAGAGCUCCUUCAUUCCUAAUUGAGUUGCUCGAUAAGAUCAAAUUAGUCAAGGUCAUAUUUGUCUUGAGUGCCUCUGAUAGUGCCAGAGCUCCUUCAUUCCCAAUUGAGUUGUUCCAUAAGUUCAAAUUAGUCAAGGCUGUGUUUGUCUUGAGUGCCUCUGACAGUGCCAGAGCUCCUUCUUUCCCAAUUGAGUUGUCAUUCAAGAUCAAAUUAGUCAAGGCCGUGUUUGUCUUGAGUGCCUCUGACAGUGCCAGAGUUCCUUCAUUCCCAAUUGAGUUGCUCCCCAAGUCCAGAUUGGCCAAGGUCAUAUUUGUCUUGAGUGCCUCUGCUAGUACCAGAAUUAUUUCAUUCCGAAUCGAACUGUAA